UGUCUCCCUCCUUCGACGGCAACGAUAUCACUACGCUCAUAUCUGGACUGAGGACAGGAUACUACACUUCCUUGGACUGCCUCAUUCUUCCCUUGGACCCUAUAUAACCGGGAAAACCCUCCAUAUACAGCCUCUUGGCAACCGUCCAGUAUGGCCGCGAACCUCCAGCAUCCGUUCCAAUGUCUCCAAUUCGUGGAGAGGCCUAAUGCGAACUUCCUGAUCGGGUCGGCUGGCUCGAAGCUUUACUCCUACUCUGCAGAAACCGGUCAGCAGCUUGCGAUCUGGCCGCAAGCUGUAGAGUCGAGUAACGGUGCGGAAGCCCAACUGGAACAAGGCCCGCCGGAGAAGAAGAGGAAGGUCGAAGACACCCAGACAGCUGAACCCUCCGGCCCUACCAGCGAAACGCCAGAGAAGUCUCAGGCUUCUCCUGCCUGGUCAAACAUCCCCAUCCUCACCACUACCGCGAAUGGGGAAUACGUGGUUGCGCUGACCGCGGAAGACAAAUGCAUCCGCGUCUUCCAGUUUCAAGAGGAUGGCUCGUUCACUCAAUUGAGCGAGAGAACCAUGCCCAAGCGACCAUCCGCCAUUACCAUCACCAGCGACGACAACACCAUUCUGUGCGGCGACAAGUUCGGCGACGUCUACUCCCUGCCGCUGAUUCCCGGCGAUAAACCCCAUGUCGCUACCAGAGUUCCCAGAGGCGCCAAACUCAGCCAGCCGGCAGCAACAAACCUGACCGUGCAUACGAAGGGCAACCUUAAGGCUUUGGAGCAGCAACAAAAGCUAUCCAACGAAGCCAAAGCGGAAGAGAAGCCCGGUCUUGCUUUCGAACACAAUCUUCUGCUCGGUCACGUGUCUCUUCUUACAGAUAUAGCCUAUGUGUCGCUUCCGGAUGCCUCUUCUACCAAGAAGCGCAACUACAUCCUAACUGCCGAUCGAGACGAACAUAUCCGUGUCUCUCGUGGUCUUACCCAGGCCCAUAUUGUUGAGAACUACUGCCUAGGCCAUACUUCAUUCAUCAGUCAGCUCUGCGUGCCCCAGUGGGCACCCGAGUACCUUGUCUCCGGCGGAGGUGACAAGCAUCUCCUUGUCUGGAAAUGGGCCGAAGGUCGUAUUCUCCAGAAAGUUCCUCUGGUCGACCAAGCAUCUGAGACUGCGGAGGUGGCUGUCCAUGGAAUCUGGGCAACGUCGCUUGGGGGCCAGCGGGCCAUCCUUGUCGCGCUUCACGGAUCCCCUCGCCUUCAAUGCUUCACCCUAGAAGCCGACGGCACGCUAACGUCACAAGCCCCCAUUCAACUCUCCGGAAACGCCCUCGGCCUGACAAGCAUUGAGAAAGACAACACCAUCCUCGUCUCCGUCGACUGCAUCCGCGAGCCAGGUACCACCCACGAAUGGAGAGCCAGCCCGUCCUCUCCUUCGGCCCUGAUCGAAGCUUUCCGCGUCAAGUCAGACACAGGCCUGGAAUGGGAACAGACCGCGGCGUCUGUGCUAGAAAAGAUCCACUCCACCGGCACGUCGGAAGUGCCGUUAACUACUACGGAGAAGGAAAGAAAGGAGCUGAAUGACUCGCUGUAUAACCUGGGUCAUCUCCGGAAGAAGAAGGGAGAGGAUGAGUAAAAAGUUUUUCUUUUCUUCUCUUCUUUUUUCACAAUAGAUAAUCUCCCCGUUGGGAGCGAUGUAUAUAUCGAUGAGUUACUUGGCCCCGAACAACAUCUUCU
Messenger RNA from Aspergillus heteromorphus CBS 117.55, 1718 nucleotides. It is a transcript of the gene trm82, whose product is annotated as putative tRNA methyltransferase. Gene Ontology annotation, cellular component: tRNA methyltransferase complex; nucleus; cytosol. Lineage: Eukaryota; Fungi; Ascomycota; Eurotiomycetes; Eurotiales; Aspergillaceae. Gene Ontology annotation, molecular function: tRNA (guanine(46)-N7)-methyltransferase activity; protein binding. The record is from RefSeq and is a predicted model, not a curated record. Gene Ontology annotation, biological process: RNA (guanine-N7)-methylation. The transcript is spliced from 3 exons. Bases 151 to 1617 code for a protein of 488 amino acids.